GUGAACGAGCCUCCAUCGUCCGUGACAAUUACCUUUCAUCUUUCCUCCGAGUGCCAAAACCUAACCAAGGAUAAAAACACAAGGGGAUAAGAUGUCAGGAAUGAACCAGGUGGUUGCAACAUGCUGGACUUGCCUCCUGCUCUCGGCUUUCCUGUGUGAGCCUGUGCUGUCCAAGGGCGGUCGUGGAGGGUCCCGGGGCUCCUCUCGGGGCUCCCACUCCCGCAGCUCCACAGCGGGGAGUUACCGGGGAGGAGGCGCCUAUGGUGGGACCCGCUCUCGCCUCAGGGUGGCAGGGCGGUCGUCCCCUGUUAGGGUGGCAAGUGCAGCAGCAGCAGGGGCAGCGGUGGCGGUGGCGCUAACAGCGGAUAAAUGGUAUGCUUCUGCCUACCGCCGCAGCAAAGCCGACAGCUCAGACGAAGAGCUGGAUUACUACAACAGGACCAAUUACUUUGAUGCACUAAUGUCAGGCUCAACUCAAAAUGGAUCUUCUCUCUCUCAACUGUUUUCUAUCAUUAUUGCAACGUUUUCCCCCAAAUAUGGACUCUUACUGGACAGUAUACUGUAAAUGUUCUAAGUUAUAUUUUCAGAUUAAAUCCCUAAUUCGGUCUAGGACCAAGCUUCUGCCCUGGAUCUGACUAUAAUAUGCAGGACUGGCGGGAACCUUCACUGGGAAGAUCGGUUAGAGGUGCAACACCAAGAACACAACAAUCACAAAAACAAAAAAAAAACCCUGUACUGUAUGUUUUUACACAUAAUAAUCAUCUAUCUAUACCAAUGGACAAAUGUACAUUACCAGCACAGUAUUCAACGUGACGUUUCGUCUCUCAGAGUGCACCUUUGUCAAAUCUACAUGUCUGUCUGUGUGACCGAAACUGGAGCUGAACUCAAGAAUAAUCAGAAUUAGUUUCCCUAGAGCUUGAUUCUUAUGUCCAAUUGAAGAAAAAUCCCACUAGCCCUCAUAAGAGCGGCCAGUUUUAACUGUACUGCCAAACCCAGUUGUAUCUUGAAAAUAUAAAUUUUCAUAAUAUGCACAAAAGAUGCAAAGUGAAUGACUGCUCAGUACAACUUUAGUAAAUUAUUUGUAUGUUAUUGGUAGACUCUAAAUAUGAAGCCUGAAGUUUAUAUGUUAUCGUUCUAUGAAGUUCUCUAAUUAAAAGAGUAAAAGCACCAAACAGCGUUAUUCUGCCCAUGAAAUUAAAACUGCCUUAUUAUUAUUUUGUAAUUCUUCAAUUGGACUUUUAACUUUUAGAAGAAAAAUAAGUCAAAUCUCUUUUUACUCCAUUCUUUGUGCUGAACUUAAUUACAAGACUGGCUUUAAGGAUCUUGCUCAGUGAUCCGAAUGAUGCAAACAAGUGUAUUGUGUAUUGGGAAAGCUAAACUGCAUUUUCCACAAUCUGUGCAAAACAUUCCCUUUUGUAACACCUGAGAUUUAGCUAAUUUAUUUCUCAGACCUGUGCACGAACCAUGUCACGGCUGGGAGGGACGCUAGAAAUCAAACUACUGCUGCUCUCACUGUUACUCGUGUCUCAGAAGGUUUGUCUGUCCGUCAUCCCAGAAGAGCUUUUUACCUGCAGUAGACACUCAGGUGCAACAGACUGUUCCAUAUCUAUAAGUGCACUCUAUUAUAUGCUACAACACUUAUGUACAUAAUAAAUAGUUUGUUAUGACUGUCUUUAUGCUAAUAAAUAUCAUGUUUA
Dicentrarchus labrax (European seabass) is the source of this 1697-nucleotide messenger RNA. RefSeq names its product shadow of prion protein (gene sprn). NCBI's taxonomy places the organism in Eukaryota, Metazoa, Chordata, Actinopteri, Moronidae. The record is from RefSeq and is a predicted model, not a curated record. Gene Ontology annotation, cellular component: membrane. The coding region runs from base 92 to 565 and encodes 157 amino acids. The transcript has 2 exons.